ACAAGUAUGCACAGGGAGUGGACUGACGACUCAAACCAUCUGAUAGAAUCAAGUGUUUUUUCCAUCACGUCAUCAAAUCGGAUCAAGUAUACUGACACAUCAAAAAAUGGUGCACCACAACGAGUGUACCAGACGUCAUGGUCUAUGAACAAAAAUACGAAAGUGGGUGAACGAGUUAGUUUUACAUGGAAGUUGCCUGUUGAUUUGGGUUUCGGGUAUCUUAUCAGACUGCAUUUUUGUGAGCUUGACUAUGAGGUGAAGGAGAGUGGGCAAAAAGAGUUUAGUAUUCUAAUAAACAAUCAAAUCGUUGAGCCUAGAGGAGACUUGAUCAGGUGGGGCGGUGAGAUUGGAGUUGCAAUCUAUAAAGAUUACUUGGUGACAGUAAGAGGAGACAGAAUGAUGGGCAAGAAAGAUAUACGUGUAGCUUUGUACCCUGGUAACGAGGAUCAAUCAACUGAAUUUAUUGAUGCAGUUCUCAAGGGAAUCGAGGUUUUUAAACUGAGUAAUCCGGAUGACAAUCUUGCUGGGGUGAAUCCAGUCAUUUCCCAUCCUCAUGCUCCGAUUAACCAUAUACUUAAAAUGCCGACUACAACAGGUAGAAAUUACAUUACAACUCUGGUUAUAAUUGUGAUUACUCUUCUCAAUGUCAUCGUUUAUCAAAUUUGUGAAUGGAGAGAGAAAAUUUGGAGUAAAAACAUUUCGCCAUCACUAACAGAUGGAGAAUUCUGUCGUAGAUUUUCAUUUGGUGAGAUCUUAUCCGCAACCAACAACUUUGAUAAAGAAUUAGAGAUUGGACAUGGGGGCUUCGGUAAGGUCUACAAAGGAGUUAUUGAUGGCAAGACGGAAACAGUUGCAAUUAAAAGGUUAAGCUCUGAAUCUAAGCAGGGAGAGAAAGAAUUUAGGUCAGAAAUUGAUAUUCUUUCCAAGCUUCGACACAAACACCUUGUCUCUCUGAUAGGAUACUGCAACAAGGGUCGUGAGAUGAUUCUUGUUUACGAGUACAUGGAGCAUGGAACUCUCGCAGAUCAUCUUCACAAGAAAAAUCGUGAUGGUAGUAGCAAUGGAGAAGUGACUCCUCUUUCUUGGGAGCAAAGGCUCAAUGUAUGCUUGGGUGCUGCUCGCGGGUUAGAUUACCUGCACACCAAUAGUGAUCAGGACACCAUACAUCGAGAUGUCAAGAGCGAAAACAUUUUGUUGGAUAGGGAUUGGGUUGCCAAAAUUGCAGACUUUGGCAUAUGCAAAGUGGGAACUGCGAUCGAUACUCCCACCCAUAUCAGUACCGAUGUAAAGGGGACUAUUGGUUACCUAGAUCCCCAGUAUUUCUUGACCCGUAGGUUAACCAAAAAAUCUGAUGUUUAUGCGUUCGGUGUGGUUUUGUGGGAAGCAUUAUGUGGGAGGCCAGCCGUUGAUACUAGAUUAGACGGGGAACAGCGCAGCCUCGUUUUGUGGGUUCAAAACUGCUUCAAGGUAGGAAUAGUUGACUCUAUCAUUGAUUCCAGUUUGAGGGGACAAAUAUCAACUCCUUCCCUCAAAUUGUACCUUAAUCUUGCAAACCUAUGCUUGCAUAACCAGGCUAUUGAACGACCUACAAUGGCUGAAGUCACACAUGGCCUUGAAUCUGUAUUAGCGGCGGCUUCUGCAAUAUCUCAAGGUUCAAUCUCUUCAACCUCUUCUGGGCCAUUGCAACUGGAUGAUAAUAAAAUGCAGCAAAAGAAGAAGAUGACCAAGCAUGGCAACGUCUUCCAAAGGAGUUUCCAAUCUUUAGUUAGAAGAAUAGAUAUUCGACUGAGAAAGAGCAGUGAAAACACCAGUGUUAUGGAAUUGGAGCCUCGUCUAGAGAAUGCGCUUCUAUCCUUCCGUCGUUUUUCUCUUGCUGAGGUUACAAGGGCAACACACAACUUCAGUAAUGUUAUUGGAAGAGGUUGUUUUGGAAAAUGUUACCAAGGAAUGAUUGAUUAUGGAACCACCUUGGUUGCAAUCAAAGAGAAAGAGAUAAGGUUGCCAUGGGUAAAUGAAAUCUUGAUUAUGUCAAGAAUUAAUCAUCAUCGUAACAUGGUCAAUUUAAUUGGGUACUGCAAUGAGGAAGGCAGAAUGUUGGUUGUGUUGGAAUAUAUGAGUAACGGGUCCCUAAGUGAUCAUAUCCAUGAUAAGAAGAAGAAUCGUCUCCCAUGGAAAAGGAGGCUGGAGAUAUGCAUUGGUGUUGCCCAGGGAUUACGCCACCUUCAUUCUGAGAUGUCGCACGAAAGAGUGAUCCAUCGCGAUGUGAAGCCGGGUAAUAUCCUGCUAGACAGUAGUUGGGUCGCAAAGGUUUCAGACUUUGAGUUGGCAUCGGCAGCAUUGGGAUCCUCAACCCAUGUCACCACGGCGGUACGUGGUACCAUUGGCUACCUAGACCCAAAUUACCUCACGACCGGCCAUCUUACACUGAAAUCCGAUGUCUACUCUUUUGGUGUGGUAUUGCUGGAGGUACUUUGUGCCAGGGAACCUUAUGAUUUGUUUCGUUUAGACGAAGAAAAUGAAGAUGUCUUUGUAGUAGACUACAUAAGAAACAUCAUCCAAGAGAAUAGAAUAGACGAUGCCAUGGACCAGUGUCUAGUGGGAAAGAUUGCUCCGGAGUGCUUGAUUCAGUACUUGCGGAUUGUGAUGAAUUGCGUGAAUGGUAGGGAAAUAUAUAGGCCAUCAAUGGAGGCAGUGGUGUCGGGCCUGAGUAACGUACUAGAGUUACAAGAGAGAUGGGAGUUAGACGCGGUUGUAGCAGCAGAUCCACCUUCUGGGGCGGCGUCAGAAGAAUGGUUCAGCAACAUGAUGGCCAUUGAGCGGUCCAGCAAGAAGAACACGGUGGCACACGAUGAUGAUGAUCUUGCCAAUUUCUCUCAGGAUGUGUCCGAAACAGAAUGGAUCGCCACUUUCUAG
This is a messenger RNA of Impatiens glandulifera, 2913 nucleotides long. RefSeq names its product putative receptor-like protein kinase At5g39000. Gene Ontology annotation, biological process: protein autophosphorylation. The record is from RefSeq and is a predicted model, not a curated record. Lineage: Eukaryota; Viridiplantae; Streptophyta; Magnoliopsida; Ericales; Balsaminaceae. The transcript has a single exon. Gene Ontology annotation, cellular component: plasmodesma; plasma membrane. The coding region runs from base 7 to 2913 and encodes 968 amino acids. Gene Ontology annotation, molecular function: transmembrane receptor protein tyrosine kinase activity; ATP binding.